Messenger RNA from Saitoella complicata NRRL Y-17804, 1071 nucleotides. Its product is annotated as apurinic or apyrimidinic site lyase. The record is from RefSeq and is a predicted model, not a curated record. Gene Ontology annotation, biological process: base-excision repair. The transcript is spliced from 2 exons. Gene Ontology annotation, cellular component: mitochondrion; nucleus. The coding region runs from base 1 to 1071 and encodes 356 amino acids. Gene Ontology annotation, molecular function: zinc ion binding; DNA-(apurinic or apyrimidinic site) endonuclease activity; phosphoric diester hydrolase activity. NCBI's taxonomy places the organism in Eukaryota, Fungi, Ascomycota, Saitoellomycetes, Saitoellales, Saitoellaceae.
AUGGGACCAUUAGCACAGAGGGCAACUGGGUUGAGUAAGUACUUGGGCGCCCAUAUCUCAGCCGCUGGAGGUGUUCAGAACUCAAUCGUGAACAGUAUGAAUAUUGGUGGAAACGCUUUUGCUCUGUUCCUCAAGAACCAGAGGAAGUGGGUAUCCCCGGACCUCAAUGAGGCCGACGUCCAGGCUUUCCGGGCCAAGUGCGUUGAGACCUCGUAUGAUCCGUCAAAGCACGUCCUUCCACACGGGUCUUACCUCAUCAAUCUUGCUUCUCCCGAUGAGGCGCUGAGAGAGAAGUCCUACACUUGCUUCGUUGAUGACCUGAAGCGGUGCAAUCAGCUAGGUAUCACUCGCUACAACUUUCAUCCAGGUUCAGCAACAGGCGGGUCCUCCAAGCCAGAAGGCUGUGGAAGAAUCGCGGAAGCCCUGAACAAAGCGCACAAAGAAGUCCCAACUGUCAUCACGGUCUUGGAGAACAUGUGUGGAACCGGCAAUGUCAUCGGCGCUACCUUCGGCGAACUACGAGAAGUCAUCGACCAGGUUGACCUGAAAGAUCGCGUUGGCGUUUGUCUCGACACAUGUCAUCUCUUCGCCUCCGGUCACGAUAUCCGAACCGAUGAGGCCUACGAAGACGUCAUGAAGCGCUUCGGCGACGAGAUUGGUUGGAAUUACCUCAAGGGUGUUCAUCUCAACGACUCCAAAGCUGACCUAGGCGAGAAGCGCGAUCUACAUGAAAACAUCGGUCAAGGCUACAUUGGCCUCGAAGGUUUCCGCCUCCUCGUAAACGACACUCGUUUCGACUGCGUACCAAUGGUGUUGGAGACGCCGAAUGAGGAUAAUCCGCAGGUCUGGGCUGAUGAGAUUAGUAUGUUGACGUGGUUGAUUGGGAAGAAGAAGGAUGAUCCGGAGGUGCUUGCGAAAGCUGAGGAGUUGCAGGCGAAGGGUAAGAAGAGUAGGGAGGAGCAGGCUGUGAAGGCUACGAAGAAAAAGGAAGCGGCUGCGAAGAAGGCGGCUGGGGGCGGGAAGGGUAGGAAGAAGAAGGCUGAAACUCCAAGUGGAAGUGAGAGCGAAUAG